Molecule: messenger RNA, 450 nt
Organism: Colletotrichum destructivum
Lineage: Eukaryota; Fungi; Ascomycota; Sordariomycetes; Glomerellales; Glomerellaceae
Exons: 2
Coding region: 1-450 (149 amino acids)
Source: RefSeq, a predicted model, not a curated record
AUGAUUGUCUCUCAAGCAAUCAGCCCCGACGCAACAACAGAGGCCGGCAGCUCUGAUGGCCGCGACGAUCAAGCGCGACACGGUCCACCAAACGGCCCAACGGUCUCUUCCGUGGUAGCACCAGCUUUGCUUUCCGAUACUCGCGAGCCAGCGCACAGUCCCUGGCCGCGUGGUCCAAGUGCAUAUCGACCCUGGGUCAUUGUCUUUGUGCCCGUUUCCGCCGUCAUCGCCAGCUCUGGCUACACACGUACCGUGGGCCAAGUCCGACCAACGUCGGCAAGGCUUUCGGUGUACUGUCGUAGCAUGUCCAUAGCUAAGGGCCGCGCUGGAAAGGGUUACUGGCGGCGCCUUGAUCGGCACUUGUUCUUCUACCGGUCGCCCAGCCCCGCGCUCAUGGCGGGAGAUCCAGCAGCGAGGAUCUCCAGAAUAGAAGGCUCGGGCCCCCGCUGA